ACACAUUAAUCACUCGCUGUUGAACAUGGCCGAAAAGAAGAAACUACGCAUAGGCGUUUUAGCCCUCCAAGGUGCAUUUUCGGAACAUAUUCACCUCCUCAACAAACUCAAGGCGGACGUCGCCGAAGCUAUCCAAAUUAGAACCAAAGAGCAGCUGCAAGAUCCGUCACUCGAUGCGCUCAUUCUUCCUGGUGGAGAGAGUACGACAAUGGCUCUGGUGGCGGAACGAUCUGGUAUCAUGGAGCCCUUACGAGAAUGGGUGAAGGCUGGGAAGCCUGUUUGGGGAACCUGUGCGGGAAUGAUCCUGCUGUCUAACACAGCACAUCGAACAAAAAAGGGCGGGCAGACCCUCAUUGGCGGCUUGGAUGUUACCGUAAAGCGGAAUGCGUUUGGCGCCCAGGUUGAUUCUUUCGUUGCAGAUCUGUCAGUACCUGUGCUUCCAGACAACGAGCGACCUUUUUCCGGUGUGUUCAUUCGAGCGCCGAUCAUCGAGUCUAUAGAUCCCGAAAAGGUCAGCGUUGUUGCAAGGGUAAAUAAGGGGAUCGGUGAGGAAGAGUAUGUGGUCGCUGUGCGACAAGGAAAUAUACUGGCCACUGCCUUUCAUCCAGAGUUGACGGACGAUGAUAGAUUCCAUAGGUAUUACAUAGACUUGGUGCGGACGAUAGCAUCGACAACUCCAGCAUAAUGUCGUCUGGUAAUCUGUAGUAGACAUCUUUUUUUAUUUGCAUUGUUACUGUUUCAUCAAAUGUGAAGUUGUUCCAGCGCUAUGAACACACACCAGAGGCUCUUAUGAAUAUUCGAAAUCAAGUGUCACAAUGCUAUAAGCUAACUAAAUAAAAA
Messenger RNA from Spizellomyces punctatus DAOM BR117, 840 nucleotides. Its product is annotated as pyridoxal 5'-phosphate synthase, glutaminase subunit Pdx2. The transcript is spliced from 3 exons. Lineage: Eukaryota; Fungi; Chytridiomycota; Chytridiomycetes; Spizellomycetales; Spizellomycetaceae. Bases 26 to 685 code for a protein of 219 amino acids. Gene Ontology annotation, biological process: pyridoxine metabolic process; pyridoxal 5'-phosphate biosynthetic process. Gene Ontology annotation, molecular function: glutaminase activity. The record is from RefSeq and is a predicted model, not a curated record. Gene Ontology annotation, cellular component: glutaminase complex; cytosol.